UACAUUUCCUGCUGCAUUAUAUGACGCUGGUGGUGAGCGCUACCUUUCUUUUUUGUGUAAGGAAGAUAAGGUGGCGUCUGGUUGGUAAGGCGAUUGGUAGGGUUAAAAAAAUUAAAGAAAAAAAACAGAAAAGCCGGCGAGUACCUAUAGGGAGGUAAGGGGUGCAGUGGAGUUGAAAUUAACGAAGCAUCUCGGGCAGCCUUAAUCAGAAUGACUCUUAAGUUCGAACGCACGGACACCACUCUAUGUGAUACUUCUAAUGUUAGGUCUGCGCUCUCAGACCUGUACCUGGAGACGCUGCUGCAAAAGAAGGGUCUAUCCCAGUCCCCUGCACCUGCCACUGGUGCUCAGAGUGAGGACUUCUGUAUAAAUGGAUCUGCAGCCUCUGGAAGUGAGAAAAAGAGGGUGCGACUGGUACAGUUCGAGAGAGAAACAGAAGAGCCGAUGGGCAUCACUCUUAAGUUGAAUACUCAACAGAGUUGUAUAGUUGCGCGUAUCUUACAUGGAGGUUUCAUCCAUAGACAAGGAUCACUUCAUGUUGGAGAUGAAAUUCUUGAAAUAAAUGGAAAAACUGUCCAAAACCAAAGUGUAGAUCACCUUCAGAGCUUGUUGAAAGAAAGUAAAGGUACUGUCACCUUGAAAGUUUCACCUACCCUAAGCAGCCGUAAACCUCCUCUUCAGAUGUUUGUGCGUGCUCUUUUCGAUUAUGAUCCACGAUCUGACCCACUUAUUCCGUGUCGUGAAGCUGGGUUACGUUUUCAUACUGGUGAAAUUCUUCAGAUCAUAAAUAAGGAUGACACAAAUUGGUGGCAGGGUCGAACGCAAGGUGCAGGGACAGCUGGGCUCAUUCCCUCUCCUGAAUUGCAAGAAUGGCGUGUGGCAAGCUCUACUUCAGUUACUCAGAUGCAGCAAAGUUGUAGUCCCUUCAAUAAAAAGAAGAAGUGUAAAGACAAGUACCUGGCAAAACACAGCUCUAUAUUUGACCAACUGGAUGUGGUUUCUUACGAAGAAGUAGUUUCUCUUCCAGCUUUCACCCGGAAAACACUGGUGCUCAUAGGCGUCAGUGGUGUUGGACGCAGCCACAUAAAGAAUGCUUUGCUAACGAAGUAUCCUGAACGAUUUAGCUAUCCAGCCCCACACACUUCUCGUCCCCCCAAGCGUGGAGAAGAAGAUGGAAGCAACUAUCACUUUGUUUCAGCAGAGGAGAUGACCCAGUCAGUCUCAGAAAAUCAGUUUUUGGAGUUCGGAAGCUUCAAUGGAUACAUGUUUGGAACUAAGCUCCAGACUGUGAAACAGGUUCAUAAAGAGGGAAAGGUGGCAGUUCUGGAUAUUGAGCCACAGACUUUGAAGAUGGUGCGGACAGCAGAACUGGCUCCGUUCAUUGUUUUCAUCUCGCCUACUGACAAAGAGGAGUCAAAUGCUGUGUUGAAGCUUCGUGCAGACUCAGAGGAACUCCGAUCUCGUUAUGCACAACACUUCGACAUAAUGCUAGUUAAUAAUGGUGUAGAGCAAGCAGUACAGGAUCUACUGAGUGCUUUUGAUGUAGCCUGUACCACUCCUCAAUGGGUACCGGUAUCUUGGGUUUACUAAGUAUUCCCUCCAUUUUAUACCAGAGUUUACUAUCUCUCUCUCUCAGAUGUAAGCUAUUUUCCUGUCCAGGAAAGGAACCUGGCCAUUAAUUAAUUCCUUAAUUAAAUCCAACUCUGCAAACGCUAAACCUAGAAAAACUGAAUAUUUUACACCACAUGCCAAACGAAUAGUAUGUACAAAUUACUCUAGAACAGGGGUCUGGAAUGUCCAAAAACAUUUGGUCUGGCCCUACCAAGGCAACUGGAGAUCGUACCAUGACCGCCAGGGCCGUCUUUAACUCAGUUGCAGGGAGUUCGCAACUGUGACCAAUCCCGCCACUCUCUAUGGGGCCCGCUGAUUACCUGUGCGUCUGUUGUACUGCCAAGGGGAUUGGAACCCAGCGGAGUGACGUCACAUGACCCUGCUGUGUUCCUCCUUCCCCUGGGCGGUAAAGAGGAGUUGUUCGCACGGAGUGCGAGCAGCAGAGAUAAAGCUGCAUUUCAGGUAAGGGGGUGGAAGAUGGAAAGUCCUAUGCUUCCAGUUUGGGUGCUAGGCAGGUCCUGUUGAUGCAGUCUGUUAUCAUGAUACUAAAGGAGGGAGGAUGGCUGGUUGGCAUAAAUACAAUGUGAGACUGGCUGGGGGGGGCAUUAAUUCCGAAGGGAGUGCUGGCUAGGGGCGUCACCUAAAUCAAUACCAAAGGUGGGAUAAAUAUACAAUGUGAAGCUGGCUGGGGACAAUACACAAGGAUAUGGGGGCAUUCAUUCACAGGGGAGAGCUGUCUGGUGGGAUAAAUACACAAUGUGGGGCAAUUUGUUUAGUUGAUUUUGUUUGGCCCGCAAAUGAUGUUAUGAAUAUCCAAAUGGCCCUUGGCAAAAAAAAAAGGUUCCACACCCCUGCUCUAGAGAAUAAAAGAAAUACUGCUGUAUAGUAGAAAAGCAAUUGCACAUUUAGAAGUUGGAUGUCCAGAUAGAAGUAAAAUCAUGGUACAUGAGAGAGAAAUUAUAGAAAUAGUGGAUAUGAAGGGAGGUUGCAGUGGAGAUAAGCAGGUAUGAGGGAGAUUUAAGAAUAUGCCUAAGUAAUAAAAGUAAAUAAAGUUCAAGUUAAUGUUAUUGAGAGUGUGAAUCAGUGUUUGUUUCGACUAUUUUGUU
Messenger RNA from Spea bombifrons (plains spadefoot toad), 2717 nucleotides. It is a transcript of the gene MPP1, whose product is annotated as MAGUK p55 scaffold protein 1. The record is from RefSeq and is a predicted model, not a curated record. Bases 211 to 1590 code for a protein of 459 amino acids. Gene Ontology annotation, molecular function: signaling receptor binding. Lineage: Eukaryota; Metazoa; Chordata; Amphibia; Anura; Pelobatidae. The transcript has 12 exons. Gene Ontology annotation, cellular component: cell-cell junction; plasma membrane.